This is a messenger RNA of Humulus lupulus (European hop), 2511 nucleotides long. RefSeq names its product probable L-type lectin-domain containing receptor kinase S.5. Gene Ontology annotation, biological process: protein phosphorylation. Bases 156 to 2186 code for a protein of 676 amino acids. The record is from RefSeq and is a predicted model, not a curated record. Gene Ontology annotation, molecular function: protein kinase activity; ATP binding; carbohydrate binding. Gene Ontology annotation, cellular component: plasma membrane. The transcript has 2 exons. Lineage: Eukaryota; Viridiplantae; Streptophyta; Magnoliopsida; Rosales; Cannabaceae.
AAAGCUAAUUAUAUGUAUAUUUAUAUAAAAAAGCAAAGCUCUGAUUGAUUGUUUCUCUGGCUUCUCCAUUUUUUUGAUUGGUUUCCACCUUCCUUCCUUUCUUUCCUACACACCAUUAAUAGAUGAGCCAUACUUAGAAAUUUUCUGAGAAAAAAAUGGGGUUCUCAAGGAGACACUCCAUUACCUUUCUGGUCCUCUAUAUUGCUCUGUUCCAAUACUCCACCACAGCCUCUGCUAAAUCAUCACCGAAGACCAAAAACUUCAGCUACAUCGAGUUUAAAGAAGAGAGGGAAAGACCCUUCUUCACGUUCUCAAACUUUUCCUCCAUUGAUGGUGGAGCCCUUCAGCUCACACCAGACAAUGAGAACCAGUACUUGGGCUACUACAACAAGUCAGGUCGAAUCAUGUACUACAAACCUCAGAAGCUAUGGUUAUCUGAUACUGAUAAGGAUAUUGCUUCUUUCAACACCACCUUUGUUAUGAACAUUUACAGAAACAAAAUUUGGAAUCCAGGAGAAGGGUUGGCGUUUCUUAUAGCUCCGGACUAUAAAGUCCCCGAACAAAGCCAUGGCCAGUGGUUGGGCCUAACCAACGCCACCACCGAUGGUCGAAGCCAGAAUUACAUGGUUGCCAUCGAAUUCGAUACAGAAAAGCAAGACGAGUUCGACCCGGAUGACAAUCACAUUGGCCUAAACAUCAACUCAGUGAGAUCAAACAAGACUGUGUCUUUAAACAAGUUCGGGUUCUUGUUAUCGCCGGCGAACGGUACGGACUACCGAGUGUGGAUCCAGUACAAUGGUAAGUCCAAAGUGAUGGAGGUUUAUGUGGCGAAUCGAAGCAGCUCAAGGCCGAAGGACCCUUUUCUUAGAGAGACCAUAAACUUGAAAGACUACGUUAGAAGGGAGUCGUACUUUGGUUUUUCAGCUUCUACUGGAAACCCUGGGAUUCAGUUCAACUGUGUUUUGGAAUGGGAGCUGCAAAUGGAAGAUUUAUCAGUGAAGAAAGAUAGAAAAUGGGUGUUCAUUGGAAUUGGUGUUGGAGUUGUGGGAGUGAUUGUUUUAGCAUUGUUUGGAAUCAAAGUGGGAACUGGGUAUCUGAGAAAGAAGAGAAAAGAGCAAAAUGAGGAGUCCAAUGUGCUUGGAGCUUUGAAAAGAUUGCCUGGAAUGCCGAGAGAGUUUAGAUAUAAGGAUCUGAAAAGGGCCACUGAUGAUUUUCAUGAGAGUAUGGUUCUUGGUCAAGGUGGAUUUGGAGUUGUUUACAGAGGUGUUCUUCGUGAAAAGAUUGAAAGUAUUAGUGGUUCAGCUACCACUACUGAAGUAGCUGUUAAGAAAUUCUUAAGAGAUAACAUCAAAGGCAAAGAUGAUUUCUGGGCUGAGCUCACCAUUAUUCAUCGGCUUCGCCAUAAACAUCUUGUUCGUUUAGUUGGUUGGUGCUACGAAAAAGGGAAGCUUCUUCUGGUGUAUGACUACAUGCCAAAUGGAAGUUUAGAAAAACACCUAUACGAAUCCUCCAAUACCCUGAACUGGAGACAUCGAUACAAAAUAAUAGCCGGUGUAGCCUCAGCAUUGCAUUACCUCCACAAUGAUUAUGACCAAAAGGUGGUUCACCGUGACCUCAAAGCUAGUAAUAUCUUGCUAGACUCCGGCUUCAAUGCACGUUUGGGGGACUUCGGGCUAGCCAGAGCCAUAGAAGAUGAGAGGAACUCGUAUUGCGAGCUUAGACUAGCCGGUGUUCCAGGCACCAUGGGCUAUGUGGCUCCAGAAUGCUUCCACACUGGAAAGGCCACUCCGGAAUCAGAUGUGUUUGGCUUUGGCGCAGUUGUGCUUGAGGUUGUGUGCGGUAAAAGCCCAGGAGUUAAGAUUCAGCAUGGAGAGCAUCAGUUAACAUUGGUUGAUUGGGUUUGGAUGCUGCAUCGUGAAGGACGUAUUCAAGAAGCCAUCGACAAGAGGCUUAACAACGAGUAUGAGGUUGAGGAAGCCAAGAGACUUCUGCUUCUUGGAUUGGCUUGCUCGAAUGUGGUCACUGGCGAGAGGCCACAAACUCAGGCCAUAUGCCAGAUUAUUGCUGAGACUCUACCGCCACCUCAUGUGCCAUCUUUCAAGCCUGUCUUUACAUGGCCGGCUUUAGGAGUUCUUAACUAUAACUCCCUUGAUAGUGCCUUUUCCAGCACCACAUAUUCUAGUUGAAGUGAGGGGAAAACACAUAAUCUAAUGUUAAUUGGUAGGGGUUCAGCUCAGCACUUCUCAUCCCCAGAUGGUAGUCUGUCUUUGAGCUCCUGAGAUUGGUCUGUUUACUUUGGGGAAUCAGUGAUCUAUAUCACAUGGUUUUGAGUCCUUAAGAAUUUUCAAUGGGAGAUUUUAACCUUAACCGAACUUGAGCUCCUUGCAACUUUGUAUUUUAUGGCACUGUACUACAUGUACUAUUACAUGAUUUUUAAAAGAUUCAGCCUUGAUGUUAUAGUCCAAAAUGACACAUUUUCUCACAUGUAAUUAAAAAGAGAAGUUUCUUUUC